CGGCACCAAUUUCAAGCAAGGAUUUGACAAAGCCGGUCGAGGGGUUUCUGUAUUCUCAUCUUCUAAGUUCACCGUAUACGUAGAGAAUCAUGGGUCGUAAGCGCAAGGCUGAUGCUGAUGUCCCAGCUGCAGUUGAAGAGGACGAGCCUGUAGAAGAUGCCCCAGCUGCUGAGGAGGAAUCAGCUGAAGAUGAGGAUGCUACAGAUGAUAAUGAAGAUGCUGGAAAGGAUGGUGCUGGCGAUGCCCCUGUUGUAAAGAGAGGACGUGGAAGACCACCAAAGGCGGGUGGUCCUGCCAAACCUAAGGCUGCAGUGUCUGUCAAGUCAGCUGAUGGGCCCAAGAGAGGUCGUGGUCGCCCAAGGAAAGCGAUUGAACGGUUAACAUAUACAACGAUGACCUCCGGCAGACCCAGUCGCAGAUCAGAUCGUGUCCGGGAAGAUAGCAGUCCCACCGUAGUUUACCGCGGCUCGCAUAGCAGUUCCGUUCCCUCUGGUAGCGCAUUGGAGCUAAGACGUCUCACCGUGGAACAGAAACGUUUAAAUCUCGAGCAUGAGCGGUUUGCUCUCGAGCAAGAACGCCUGGAAAUGGACAGCAAAAACUGGGACAUGUUGCAAGAGACUUUGUCACAUAUCGCACAAAGCCUUGGAAAGGAUGGAGUGCCCAAAAAUAAGAGCGAAUAAAUUUUGACGUCAUACUGUUUUCACCAACAUGGACAUUUACUUCUUGUCGACAUUUGUCUUGUGGCCGUUGUUGUGCAGUCCUGUUAGUCACUGGACAUUUUAAGUUUCAUUUGCCGUUGUUGACAUUUGAGAGAAGCUUUUCUUUGCUUACCAUUGCUUUUUAUGCACCAAGACUGGCAAGAGGAUGAGGUGUUUGCACUGAGAAGGAAUUUCCUCACAUUUUGAAACAACUGAAGCCAGAACCUUCUUUUUGUCAGUCUUGAUUCCUUGAGUGAAAGAAUAAACCUCUGCACAAAUAUUUCUUUAGUCUUAGCAUCUAAGUUUUUUCUUGUCCAUUAUUCACUGACAUUCAUGUCCAUGUAGCUUUCAAGUUGUGGUUCCAUUUUCAAGCAUAUUGAGUCCUUGGUGUUUACUGAGAUUAUUUUCAUCUAAGAUACAGUUUGCCAGUGUACAUUACACUUUGUACUGUUCUUGUCUCAAAGUGCAUACCUCAAUUUACAUUGUCAACAAAUCACUCUAUCAAGUAUAAUGUUUUUUUAAACUCUCCAAAAAUUUCUUUUGGGUUUGCUUUUUUGUGAGGAGACUUCAUUUGGUUUCCAUUGUUGAAACUAUGUGACAGAAAUUAUUAUAUAUCACAUAGUUUGUAUGAAUGAAAUAAAUAAAAAAUGUUCAUGUAGCUCAAGUGAGUCUGAUGAAAUCAUGAGGAUUAACUCUGAUCUACUUAACUUAUCAAAUGGCAGCAAUAAAAAUUCAUUCAUUUACAUCUUAUCAAUAUUCAUUCAUCCAUUGUAUUCAUCAAAAUAAUUUGCAGCUGUACAAUUCCAGUAAUCAGUAGUUCGUAUUUUUGAGUCAUUAACCAUUCAUUGUAAGAAAAAGUUCAUUCACAGUUUUUGCGGCCUUUGACUGCCUUGUAAAUUGUGCUAUUGGUUAUUUUCUAACUGCAAAAAACACUGCCAACUGGGCUGAAUAAUGUCAAAAUACUGUAAUUCCGAGACAAAAAAGUUCUUCCCAGGUUUAAUUUGUUUUGUAACUUUCCGAGCAGCGGGCUUAAAUGUGCAAUGACACUGCAAUAUUGUUUGAGAAUAGAUCUAACACAUAGAACCUUACCUUUUAUAAAGAUGUUUUUGUUGGAUUUGUGGGCAGGAUAUUGUAUUGUAAACUCCUCGUCGAAACUGAAGAAGAAGAUGAACAGGCUACAUAAAAACAUUCUGUAUUUUUCACUGCUUGCUCUGCAUUUAUUAUCAGCAAGAAUUAAAAACAGGUUGCGAGUUAGAUCUUGCCAGUAAGGUCGAUAGCUGAUAAGAAUAUUACACUUACAACCAAAAUCCUUGCUUGUGUUGCCAACCCAUUCCAUCCCUGUUACAAAUCCAAAGUUAGACCUUCUGUGAGAUUCAAUUAUUUAAUAGACCUUUAGAUGUUUUAGAUCAUGUCAUAUACCAUUGUUGUUGUAUAAGUGGAAUCCUAAAUGUUUUAUCCAAUGUUUCUAGGAGCUAUUCAGAAUCUUUUAUGAAUAAACUUUUAUUCGAAACUGAUUUGUUUUCUUCUGAUUGAAAAGUUUUGUAAAUGGCCUGGUGCCCUUGCAUGUAGAUUCGAAUCGUGAGAUCCUUUUGAUAUUAUAGAUUUGUAUGUCAGUGUUGGGAAGUAGCCAUAGACCUUGUGCCAAAGAAUGGAUCUCGAGCACUUUAAAAACGGUAGACCACCAGCAGGACCAGUCAUUCUAAUCUUACUUUUUAACAUCCCCAAAGCUUGCAUACCAGUAGUACAGAACAAACUCUCUCAGAUGAGAACCAAGCGUCUAUGUACUUGUAUGUUCCAUUAUGAGGUGCUUGGCUACAAACCUGGAAAAUUAUUUGUGUGGAAUUGGCUGGCAUGAACUCCCUCUCUUGUAAAACUCGGGAUUCCCAGCACCACAAGGGAGAUGAAGGUUCCCAAAAAAGUUUUCCGAAGUUGUGAAAACAGCCAAGAAGUUAAAAAAGACUACUUCAAGGCAAAUCGAUUCCUGCAAGCCCAUACCUGCUACUAAAAUGACCCACAAGGUAUGAUACUUGUACUUUAUUGAACCUUGUAUGUUAUGUAACAUUAAGUAUUCCCAACGCAUAUUCUGUCCAAUCUUUAAAAUGAGCUUUUACUUCAUAAAAAUGUGCUUAAGUAUUCUGAAUAUU
Molecule: messenger RNA, 2842 nt
Organism: Lineus longissimus
Lineage: Eukaryota; Metazoa; Nemertea; Pilidiophora; Heteronemertea; Lineidae
Product: high mobility group protein I-like
Exons: 6
Coding region: 90-680 (196 amino acids)
Molecular function (GO): DNA binding
Source: RefSeq, a predicted model, not a curated record